AUGGGAAAUGGGCCUUUUUUCUUGACAAGAGCGUACUUGGCGUUAGUAACAAUUUCAAGUGGUUACUGGGGGUCGUGGGGAAGACCGCAGUUUAGCACUAGUUGGAAUAAUACGAGAGAUUGGAAGAGAGAAUUGGCCGAUAAGGAAGGUUAUUUUACCAACACUUGGGCCGUGGAAAUCGACCCUGCAGAAGAACACGUAGUCGCAGCGAUUGCGAAAAGACAUGGUUUUUCAGUCAUAGGAAAGGUUAGUUAAAGUUAAUUGGAAGAAAGACUGUGGAAUUAUUUGUAACAAUAUUUGCCUGGAUGAAGUUAGAACGCAGUUAAUAUUAUGAAUUAUCCAAACAACACAUGGUGGCCGACAUGGUUGAGUAAAAUCCGUUUUUCUUGUGCAUGGGAUGUACUUUCCUUUUACACCUAGCAGAGAAGUGGAUUAAAAAAAGAAAACUUUAAGUCGCCUUAUAUUUGCCAUUAUCACGAGUAUUGAAUUUCUAAGUACUUUCAAGAGAGAUACAUUGUCUCAUUAUACAGACCAAUUUUUCAAAAAAUGUGGCCAUUCCCUUUGGUUGCAAUGUGAAAAGGCAAUACUGAUGUAAAACUGAUGAUAUUUUCUGAUCCUUAAAUAAAUUCCUUGAAAUUUUUAUGUGUAACAUAUAUGAUGCUAUCUUUAAAACAGUGAAUUGACUUGUGUCAAUAUUUCAAUAUAGAAACCAGCUAGAAGACCUAAUUUAUUGGCACAUGUCUUAUCAGGCUUUAAAAGCAUCUGCCUGCAUGCAUACUGCCAAAUCUUUGAAUGUUUUUAAAUGUUUUAAAUAUGUAUAUAGAAAUAAUAGUGAAAUUAAUUUAGAUCUUCAAAAACCCUAUCUUUCUUAUUUGAAAGAUUAGUCAAGUUUUGGUGUUCCACAUGUGGCCCUUAAAUGAGAAUGCAUUAUUUUUAGAUUGGAGAUCUUCCUGGUCAUUAUCAUCUUAGACAUGAUGAAGUGGAUGAACUUAAUAAAGAGCACAACAGAGACAAAACUGAUAGAUUAUUACUUGAGAAAGAGGUUAGUCUCAGAACAAAAGAGUGCGUCAAAUCACAAAUGUUUGAUCUUCUGAUUUGAGCAAUGACAAGAGUAUUAACUGUAUUUUUGUGAGCACAUUUCUUAAUAUUUUAUUUUACUUUUAUGUUAAAUUUUAACAUCAGCAAGACUUAGAAUUUCUUAGGCACCUUUAGCUUGUGGAGGAUUGUAUGAUAGGGGUUGUAUUUUCAUAGAAUAAGUACAAUGUCCCAAAAACAUCACUGGUGAAAAGGUUGGAUGUAACCUAUGAUCGAUAUGUAUGGAAAAAUGCAACAUGACAUCCAAUUGUAUCUAAACCAGGUAAAGUGGGCAGAACAGCAAAAGAUUCUUCACAGAGUUAAACGUGAUGGAAUACCUACAGAUCCGAAGUUUAGAGAAAUGUGGUAUUUGGUAAGAUGAGUAUGUUUUACAACUAAUAUGUGUGGUAGUUGAGGUACCUGAACUUGUAAUGAAAAAAAGUACAACAGCAUAGGGUUGUAUGGACAGUGAGUACCUUAGAUAUCACAGGUCCUCUGCUAUGUCCAUCCCACCUCAAGAAAUUAAACUUUUCUCGUGGUUAACUAUCUGGAUCCAGCCUGGAAUGUUAACCCUGAGGUAUGAGCCCACACAGAGAGAUAUGUUUACAGUGAAUUUGAAAAGGAGCCAUGGAGAGGAGAUGAGAGCAGCAGAAAAUAAAAGACUUGAUGCUCCUAUGUUCCCCAGAAAUCUUUCUCACCAAGCUACUUUGAAAAAGAAAAAAAAACCAAAAGGCUGAUCUAGUGGUGCACCAUGAACACAGGCACUGACCAGCAUCUCUUGUUAACAGUUAGCUUCACCUUUGUUAGCUAUUUUAAUUCAAGGCUAUGAUUAAUGAAUAAUGAUAUUUUUAUCAGCUCAAUGAAGGUCAGACAGGAGGACCUGUUGGAGUGGAUAUUAAUGUCCUUCCAGUCUGGAGGAAAGGCUAUACAGGCAAAGGAAUUGUGGUGUCUAUUUUAGAUGAUGGUGGGUACUGGAUUAUGACUGAAAUGAUUCACAAAAAAAAGUCAUGAGUGACUUCCUAUUGAUUAUAAGAUUCUCCUUUCAGAUUUUCACUUUUUCCUUGUAAAACAGAGGGAGAAGUUGAUGUUAAACCAAAAGUCACAUUGGGUUUUAUUCUGCACACUCAUAUCCACUCCAAAUCUCUAUUCACAGUACAGAUUUAAAGUCUGAAAAAGGGGCAUCUUUAACCUAGUUACCGCCAACAUGUAACUUUUCCUGCCAGUUUCAGUUACAUAACACUAUCUUGAAAACAAAAUUAGAUGUUCAGAGAACAAACUUAGAUGUUCAGUGAGAGGUCUGUUUUAAAAAAAUCAAAUUUUCCUUGAGGUGUUACUCUGAGCUUGAAGGGGGUCAGUUACUCAAAGAGUUCUGUUGUAUCAACUUUGGCAGUUGAUGAAUUUUCAUCACAACUGAGGACUUUUCAAGAAUAUUAUAUAUACUUAUGGCAGUUGAUCAUUAUAUGCCUAGCAAUUAUGUGAACAGUACACUAACUAGAGUGCAUAAUUAUAAUGUCAUGACAAAAUUUACUUAGAGCCAUUGAAUAGUGACUUUCUUGCCAUAAAGUCCUCUGCAUUCAUUUUCUUUUCUGCCAUGAUAGUCAAUCUCUAUUCAUGUGGAAGAUGCUAAUUUUUUUCAUCUAGUUCCUAGACUCUAAUAUUUUAAUUUUAUUUUUUAAGGUGUUGAUCAUACUCACCCAGAUUUGGCAGCAAAUUAUGUAAGUUAUCAUUUUUAACGUCGUUGUAUUUCAUGUAAAUUUAAGAUAGACAAUGAUUGUGCAGGUGCAGUACUUCAGAUGGACGGCAUGAGUGAAAAAAAGAUACAAAACAUUCUUAUCACCCAUUGUUCAAAAUAUUUAAGGUAGUUCUGAACCAUUUAUCACAUUUUUAAGUAAAGAGAAAACAUUAUUGUGACAAAAUCAUUAAUUUUAAAAUAAAAAAAUCAUUAAAAAAUGACAGAAAAAUUUUUAAUCUGUUAAAAACUGAAACAUGUAAGCAAAAUUGAAAGCUCAAGGUGUUAGAAAAUUUGUAUAGUUUUUUAUGGUAACCAGACUAAGUUAACUCACAAGUUAAUAUGGAGUGAUAGUGCAGAAUUGUCAACUUCAAGGAAUCAUUACUGAUAUCUGCUUUGACUUGCCAUGAACAGAGUUGUAUUGCAUACACUUUUUGUCAUUUUUAUUAAUAUUUGACAGACAGAUAUGGUAACUUUCUUCCUUUUGUUCCUCCUUUAAUUUGUGAAUUGCAGGAUCCAAAAGCUAGCCAUGAUUUCAAUGAUAAUGACGAUGACCCUAGACCACGAGAUACUGAUCCUGACAACUGGUAAUAAAUCAAUGUUAACCAUUUAAAUCCAUGAGUGACGAAGACAGAAUUUCUCCUUACAAUAUCAAUACAAUAUCAACCCACUAAGUGAUGAGAAUAAAGAAAAAUGUCAAUUUGGGGAUAAUUAAUUGAUCCAAUACUAAAUUCUCUGAACUAACAUUAUAUGAAUUGCAUGAUUGACAGUAAGGAGAAUUACAAAUUUGAUGUGGGAGUUAAAGGGUUAACAGUAAACUGAUUAUCAAAUAAUAGAGGUAUUACUCUUAGUGAAUGCGAUCACGUUACAUGAACAGUUGUCAGGCAGAAAUUGCGCACAGAAAUUGCACCCAGUGCACGCUUUUUCAUAUGGUAAGGUCUUUGCAAGGUGUAAACGAGGAUGGUCAAGAUUUGAAAGACUUGAAAUGAUCGGUCCGGAUCGAAAACAACGAAAAAUUAGAAAAAGAAGGGUCCCAAUUUUUUACAGUGCUCUAAUUGUGCACUCCUUAAAAUGAUACAGGAGGCUGAUGUUUUUCCUUCUUUUUAUCUCUGAAUUUUAAGUCAUGGCACCCGAUGUGCGGGAGAAGUUGCAGCUUUAGCAAACAACACCAUUUGUGGAACGGGGGUCGCGUACCACGCGCAUGUAGGAGGUAGGAUUAUUUUAGAGAAAAUAACUUCGAUCUGUUUUUGCUAUUGUAAAAUAAGUGAUGUAUUUCUCUGUGAGCAGCCAACGAUUCGGCAUAGCGAUAUCCUCGCAUGUCACCAGAAGAUUCUUUUCAUACAUUUUUUUUCUCUAGAAAUACAUUUUGGUGCAAUGUUGGUGGUUGUAACGUUUGUACUUUCGGAUUUCGAUGGUUGCCAGUAUUGAGCCAGAAAUUAACAACUUUUUCAUAACUGAAAAGGCGCAUCAUGGAUUUAUAAGUGUUGCUGUAUGAGCCUUUUUUUUUCCCCUGUGCUUUUGCGUUUCGCUCUGGUCGUCAGAAAAAUCCAGAAUUUAGUAAGCCUAAUAAGCUUCAAUUUAAUAAUAAUAAUAAUAAUAAUAAUAAUAAUAAUAAUGAUGAUAAUGAUAGUAAUAGUUAUAAUAAUAAGAAUAAUAAAAUAAAAGCAUUUGUUUAGACACGAUAAAAUUACAGCGUAGCUGAUGUGGUUGUGUAUUCUAAGUUUGUCAGUGAUUUCUCUCAAAUCUUGGGACUCAAAUCUGCGCAAAACUUAUGUAUUGUUUGGUAUAACAGAGUAAAUUUUCUAUCAUUCAAGGCGUUCGCAUGUUAGACGGUAAAGCCACUGACGCGUUAGAGGCGAGCUCGCUGGGAUUUCAACUUCAAUAUGUAGACGUAUUCAGUAACUGUUGGGGACCAAAGGAUGAUGGGAAAACUUUCGGGAAGCCGGGUCCUUUGGCGGCUAAGGCGCUGAAGAGAGGAGCUGAAACGGUAAGAUACGAUGAGAUAUUUCCUGUUUGGUUUUAUUGAAAGUAAGUGUAGUAAAAAUGAAAUCAUGCUUAAGAUUUCCGUCAGUUGCCCAGUCAGUUAGACAGUCAGUCAGUCAGUCUGUCAGUCAGUUAGUGAGCCUGUCUAUUAGUCCCUCUGUCUCUCUUAAGGGGUUCUGGAGAAGCUGUUGUGCUGCGUUGGUGGGGAAGGAAGGGAGAUUUCAAGAUAAUUUGGUUUUAUCAAUUGAGUUGAUAAUGUAAAUUGGCCGCCAAAAAUAGUGUGUAAAGCUGACGUUUCGAGUGUUAGCCCUUCGUCUGGGCGAAUCAACGUGAACCAUUCUCUCUGACGAAGGGCUAACACUCAAAAGUUCAGCUUUAGAUACUCUUUAUGGUGGCCAAUUUCCAUUAUCAACUCAGUUGAUAAAACCACAUUGUCUUGAUUCUAUGUGUCUGUGUCUGUCUUUCUGUCUGUCUCUCCAUCAGUAAUAAAGUAUAUAAGCCAGCCAUCUAGUCAACGAGCAAGUCAUUCAGCCGACAAUGCAUGACACAGAACUAAAUGUUGAUUCCUUAACUUUUCUCGCUUCUUAUUUUACCUUUUCAUCUCCUUCUGCUAUAUAAGUAGCCCAAUAAGUCCGUAAUUUCAGUUUUCCCAUAAAAUUAUCCAAGAUUAGAAGCAACUUAUGGCAUUCACAAUGGCUUUUGUAGGGUCGCGGUGGCAAAGGAAACAUUUACGUGUGGGCGACUGGCAAUGGAGGUCUUACAGAUGAUGACUGUAACUGUGAUGGCUACACUACCAGUAUAUACACAGUGUCUAUCGGCUGUAUCGGUGAUCAUGGCCUCUCUGCUUACUACACUGAGCUGUGCUCAUCCACCCUCGCAGUAACAUUUAACGGAGGUGCACACAGAGAGCGCGAAGAAAACAAAAUGGUAAGCUGACAGCUUUUCAUACUUACCCUGUAAUUUUAUGGCAAUUCACUGAAGUGAAGUAAUAUUUAUUAGUCUUAAAUUUGGGUAAAUUGUACUGCUUAUCGUCAUUUUUCAUUAGAGAUCAAGUUAAAAAUUUACGUAUUGUAUACCUCAAAAGAACGCCCCCCCACAGAAUGCAGAGCGCUUGUGAAACAUGAAUCUACUAUAUGGCUAUUUUCGCUAGCAUAUAGAGCUUCCAAUCGCAAGAAAAUCGGAACAAGUUGCAGUUAAGAUUUGUGUCACUGUUCCACUUUAGAGGCAAAGUUCGACAUCCUUUUUUUUAAUUGAACUGUUUACAGAUAACUACAGACCUCCAUCAUCAAUGUACAGAACAGUUCAAAGGGACUUCAUCUGCCGCCCCUUUAGCAGCAGGAAUGAUAGCUCUUGUGUUGGAAGCGAAGUAAGCUAUUUUUCUAACGCUUUCUAGCAAUUACUAUCUUCAGCGUCUGCGCUGACAUUAGCGAGUAAUUCACAGAUUUUAUCAGACAGUGGACUCUCUAAAUUGCUUGUUCACGACAUUGGUUGGAUUUUUAACCAAUUGACGAAAAUGUAUUUAUCAUUAGAGCAUUUUUCAAUUGAGCGACGAAAGUGACUCAGGAUUGCUUUGGUUUGCUUAACUUUGAUCUGUGAUUGUUCCAGAAAGCUCGCUCCACCUUCUCAACCAAUCAGAUUCAAAAGUAAAAGCAAUCACGAUUUGCUCACUCGCGUUUUCCCGCCUUUCUCGCAGUAUGCCUGUUUGUACUAGAAGCUCUAAUUGGCUAAUGAUGAUGUCAACCUUCGCUCCGAUUGGCUGAGAUUGUAAUUGCUUUGGUUUUGGUUUUUCCAAACUCUAGUAAAAAAUACUCUAUUUUUUCAUUUCUUUCUUCAUUCAUCUUUUCUUACUUAUACUCUUGAUGUAAAUCUUUCGCAGUAACAAACUCACCUGGCGGGACAUGCAACAUAUCAUUGUCAGAACAGCUAAACUAACGAGUCCUGUGGAUGAUGGAUGGCGGACAAAUGGAGCAGGAUUUCAUUUCAAUCACAAGUUUGGUUUUGGUCGCCUGGAUGCCGACGCUAUGGUAGAAAUGGCAAAAACAUGGACUUCGGUACCAGCACAGCGGAUUUGCACUGGAGCAGCUAGUAUAGAAGAAAGGUGACUUACAUCACAGUUUCAAAAUUUUGCAAAAACUUGACAUUCCAGCCUGAAAGACUUUGUUUUGGAAUCGUACUGAGUUUUUUUUGUUAAGAUGACGAAAAUGCCUGGGACUCUUUUUCAUCUAGAAGAGCUAUUUCUCAAUACUUAAGAUCAAUUUUAAGCGUCAAAAAUGUCCUAUGAAUGUAAUGGAGGAUGAAAAUGGUAACAUAGAUAAGGCGAAAAUGAAUCAAAGCGAUCAAAAUAGAAUUGAAGAAAAAGGAAAAAAGAGAAAAAAAAUGAGGGUGGAUGCUACAAUUUAUGAACUGUGGCAUUAGCCUUUUUGAAAUCCAUGUCCCUGGUUCAAAGGUGAAGGGAAAAUAGCGCUUUGCAUUAAAAUUUGUCUAAUUUGACUGAAAAAAGCAAAGAAAAGUUGAAACCACAGGUAAAAUUGAACAACAAGUCAUAUACCGUGCUACUACAUCGCUGUGGUCUUGUUGACAGAGUAGCUACAAAAACCCCUCGACACCACACGCUUUAAUCGGGCGUGAUUGUGUCUGAAACUUUACAGUUUUUUGACAGAGUAGCUUCGAAUUCCCUCAACACUACAUGCUUUAAUAAGGCGAGAUUGUGUCUUUCACUUUACAGGGAUAUCCCUUCAGGUGGUGCACUGGAGCUGUCCAUACCCACUAAAGCAUGCGCGGGGACUGUUGCCGAGAUAAACAAACUUGAACACGUGGUACUCACCAUCAGCUUUAUUCACCGACGCCGUGGUGACGUCAGCAUUCUACUGAUGUCACCAUCAGGGACGAAGAAUGAAAUGCUUUCUACUCGACAUUACGACGACUCCAAGGAGGGUCUUGAUAACUGGGGCUUUAUGACCGUACACUGCUGGGGUAAGUGUUGUCUAUAAGAUAAAAUAUUCGCAGUGGUGGAGUGCAUACCAAUUAGGUGUCGUGUAAUUUCACAAAGCUUGUUCGGAAGGCUUGUAUAACACUGAGUUUUAAUUCAAUGUUUAACUCUAUACAGGUGAAAAUCCUCGCGGUUUCUGGCAGCUUAAGCUCAUUGAUAAUCCGCUGAACGAGAUUGGGGACCGUGUGUUGAACGGUUACGGUACACUACACCUGGACACGAGCAAACAAGAUACGGAUGUAGAAGAUUUGGAGGAACAAGUUAUUGACGAUCAAACCAAGCAGCAGCAAACUCGCGUUCAGCAGCUGAAGAUGCAGGUAUUGUGGCGAAAAUACGAAAGGUGGUUUUCACCGGAUGCUAUGUUGUGUUUUUAUUUACAGUUACAACCUUUUUACAAAUUGUUGUGCUUGAAAGUAAUCGUUGUCUUCCCGCGCUUUGUAGUCACCGUUUCCCUGCCCUUUGGCGUCGGUCACGGUUUCGCGCCGUUGAUAGUAAUCCUUGUUUUCCUGCGCUUAGAAGUAGUCACCACUUACCUGCCUGCACCUGAUUUGUUACUGCUUCCCGCGCUUGAAAUUAAUCCUUGUUUUCCCGCGCCAGCGGAAGUCAUCGUUUUCCUGCGCUUAGCGCAAGUUACAGUUUCCCACGCUUUAAAGUAAUUAUUGUUCUCUUGCCCUUAGAAAUAGUCACCGUUUAGCGACCUACACCAAGUCGGUUACAGUUUCUAGGCCCUUAGAAAUAUUCACCGUUUACCUACCUACACCAAGUCGGUUACAGUUUCCAGGCCCUUAGAAAUAUUCACCGUUUACCUACCCGCACCUAGUCGUUUACAGUUACAUAUAUUUGAGGUGGUCAAUUUUUUCGCGCUCCUCACACAACCUUUUGCUUAUCUGCGUCUGACUCUAAUAACAAUUGUAGUAACUGUUAUUUACUAUUUUCUUUGAACAGAACGACCAUAUUGAUUUUCCAUAUCCCCCGGGAGUUAGACGAAACGAGGUGCGGCACCAGAACAGCUCGGAAAUGAGUGAGCAAAGCGUCAUAGACGAUCUUUAUAAUCUCACAGAAAGCGAUGUGGCUAGCGCCACGGAGUACGUUUACGAUCGAAGCCGAAUUGCGUACCCCGAGGGAUCGGGAAGUGGGGAUUUUUCUGGCAGUGACGAGGAUUUCUCAGACCCUGGACUUGACUUAAAUCCACAAGAAUCGGGAAGUGGGCGAGAGUCUAAAGCUUAUGUUAGUGAGGGAAUUCCCUUGGAAGAAAUACCCGACGAGGAAAUGGAUGCCGAGGAUCGAGACCACGUUUCAGACCCCUCGGAUUCGAGCGGGACAUCCCGGGAUGAUUUCCCCGAUGAUGAAGAUUUUAUCGACGAAGACACUAUGGAUGAGAACAACGGUUUUAAAGAUACUCUCCGAGAAACACCAUCUGUACUUAAGAAUAAGAAAUCUAGAGGGAGAAAGAGGCACUCGAAGACAACCUUUGCCAAGAAAAGUGUUGUAGUGAACAAUAAUUCUAAUACGAUAAAGAAAAAGGUCCAAGUUGCGGCUGAGGAAACCGCAACCCAGCGUGUUCAAGUAAACGCGGGUUACGAAAAUCCCGAGAUUCCAUGUCUCGCCAGCGGCUGUUCUGGGGUUCUAUUAAAAUGGGUGGUCACGUUUUAUGGAACUGAAAAUUAAUCACAUUUAGUAUAGCGAUUUUUAUUAAUUUAUCUGUUUUAUAAUUCUUUCGAACAGAAACAUCACCACUAGGACCCUAUACCAUCUGGAAGUUUUGCUAAAUUUUGAUAAACGGCUUGGAUAGGGCGUGCCUUCAAAUUAGACCCUGAAUGACGAAUUGGCUGAGCCAUGAAUUCGAUUUAGGAAUUUUUUUAAAUUGAAAGGCGCUCUUUCACAGAGAGUUUCCUUCUUCAAGCCGAUUAUCAAAGUUAUGAAAACCAUUGUUUGCUUUAGGGGGACUCUGCUUCGGAAAAAGAACGUGGUUUUUUACCAAUACUUUGCUCUGGUUCACCGCACAGUGAAUUGUAGAAUAUUUUCUGACAAGUUUUGUACUGUGCUAACGAACAUACCGCUACCUCAUUCACACAAAAGCUAAAACAUGUGUCAAGACUGUUUUGUUAAACACGGUCUUCAAUUUAUAUCUUUGUAGGAGCCGCUUAAAUCGAUGUUUGUCGACUUCAUAUUUUGCACAUUUAAAAUACAAGUUAGUGACUACCUCCCCCCUAUGGACAAUUCAGUUUUUCAGUUCUCUGCGUCUGAUUUUCAUUUAGUUAAACCCGGUCUUAGAAAGUUGUGCUGGUUUGAAUGGGGUAGGAGCCCAAAAGCAAUCAAAUCAAGUGUAAACUGUAGGACGUUUAUUUCACAGAAAAAGCACGCAGUGAUUUCAUACACAUAGGUGUUAUCCCCCCCCUUAGGAAUACAAAACCGUAAACUAAGUGCAUCCUUGACCAUGAAGCUCACUCUAAAAACACCCAAGUUCUGUCUCUAUUCUGCAUUAAUUCCUGAAAUUUUCUCCAAUAUUUUAUCUUUGUGACAAGGAGGACUACGCCAGUUCGUGAGAUUGGUAGCCCACCUCAAUCAGUGUGUAGAGAAUAUAGUUUUACAUGAUUGGUUUCCAUCGUUUCCAUAGUGAAUCCACUCCAUUCCCUUACCUAGCUUGCAAUUUUUUUGCAGUGAGUGUCACAUUAAACAAAGUUGUUUUUAAGAGGUGUUGACUCAUUUCAUAUUUGACUAAAGCUCUGGUGUUUAAGAUAAGAGAGCAAUUUACAAAGGUUACCUCCGAAAGCGAUGAACAAGUGUCGAGCAUGGCGUACAACUAGUCGAUCGUGAGGUAAGGGGUUGUGCAGUGCCCUUGAACAAGACACUUAAGCUUUGAUCCCAAUAGAACAAAUCAGCACCAGCGAAUUAUUAGUAUGUAUGUAUAGAUGGAUGUACGAAUUUGCGAUAUUUAGACAGUUUGGCCCAGUUCAGCUCAAAGCUGGUUAAAAUGGGGGCCUGUGUAAACAAUGACAACGCGAGACCACAACGCCAGGAACUACGUUUCCUACUCUUUACGAGAAGUGCAUGGGUUCUUUGACGUCCCCUGCUUGCCAGUACCGAGAAGAGACAGGACAAGUUGCCAACGGGUUAUCGUCCUUGUUGAAAUACUAAAUGUAGCGCCUUAGAUAAACGAACACAAUGACUACUAAUGCGAGCAAGAUUAUCAGUUUCGUUUGGAGUUAUCGACAAAGAGUGACACCAGGUCGCAUACGUCAUGCGACAACAACAAAAACUUUGUAGGCGCCAGGAUUACACAUAAUUAUGUAAUUGUCUUUGUUCGUGGUUUUCUUUCUUUUUCUUACCUUAGUUUUAGCGUUUUCGUAGUUCUUUAAUCUUUGCUAAUUAUUCUUAUAUUUUGAGCCAAACUUCUUCCCGAUUCAAGAAGUACCUAUACGAAGUCUAGCCCAACCAUGAUUUUACGCAAACAGUGGGCCUCGGGUUUUCUCUAUAGAGGGCUGAUUCUCUAUAAGAGAGUUUAACAUAAUGACCAGCUCCCAGUUGGGUAGUUUGCUAAGUUGGUAGAGCAUUGCACCAGUAUCGCAGAGGUCAUGGGUUCAAAUCCCGUACAGGCCUGAAUUUAUUUCCAUUACUGCUGAAGUAGUGUUCAUCAUGUUCAUGUUCAUAUUGCCUUCAUAUUCAUCUAAUUCUUUUAAUCCGCAAUGCACAUAUGAUUUCAUAUAUUCAAAGUCAUUACUAACAGUGGAAGGACGUUUAUUUGAAACAAAUGUUAGUUAGCUUUCGACAGUGUUCCAAAAUAAUCAAUGUUCGUAUGAAAGGUCAAGCUAAAUUGAGGUUUGUUUAGGGCGCGGUUAAACAACGGCUAAACUUUGUUUCAAUAACUGGCCCUUAGGCUAAGCUUGUGUGUGUCCAUGUACCGGGUGAAAUACAAAUGAAAAGUAACGAACCUGAACUGUAGCCGCGGUGACGGAGGUGUGUCAGAACUAAAUAAAUUAAAGUUUUUUAUUAUUCCUUACCGUGACUGACAGAAGAUAGAAUUUUAAUGUUUAAACUGAAAGAUUUAAAAGCUUGCUGGUUCUACAUUUAUUCUUUCCAUAAGUUUGGGUAUUUUGCCGGUCUUGGAAACUUAGGGAACUGAACAACGAUCACUUAAGGGGGAACCUAACUUUGUCUUCACUUUCGGUAUAAUUAUUGUCAUUGUAACAAAGUGAAUAAAUACAAAUAGAUACGGUGAAAAUGUCAAACGAUCUUAAAUCAAAGAUAAGUAGGAGCUUAACAUCAAUAAGCACUGAAAUUUCUCCUCAUCUGCUAUUCUUUCGCCCAGCGCGCUCUUACAAAAAUCGUGCCGAUGACCAAUAUCACAAUAUAUUUACGGUACGUCUGCUGCUGAGUGUGAUUUUUGUAGCGGUGAUUAUUUCCUGCAUGGAUAAGCCAAAGAGCUGAGGUUCACCCAAGCGUUUUUCUCAAGACAACCCACAACCUGCUAUCCACCAUGACAUACGCCGUGCAUCAGACUGCGUAAGUAGAUGGCCAUGGUCAUGAAUUUAUUCAACAAAAUUGGGCCUCGAUUUCUCUAACAAUUUCGCUGGAAGUAAAAAAUGAAACCAGUGCGAUGGCGUGUUUACAUCACGUUGUUAAUCCUCGCUUCGGAAAUCGCCGUCUUACUUGGAAAACCUGCUAAGAAAUCGCGGAAAAGAGGAAGAAGAAUCUUUGACACGACACCAAAGCUAACGCGAAGAGAAUGGGAAGAACUUCACAAGUUUGAAGAUGCGCUAAAAAACGACAAUGGAGAGUUAAUGUUCACGAACUCCUGGGCGCUCAAACUCGAUCCAGCGGAGAUUAAAGUCGCAGACAGGAUUGCUAAGAAACAUGGUUUUAUAAACUACGGCCAGGUAGGUAAACUCGAGUUUUUCUUUAUAUUAUUCUGCGGGUGUUCUAAGCUUUGAGUUCAAACGUCAAUAAUUUCUCCCGGUGGCAUUCGGUCACUAAGAGUGGAUUUUGUCAUUAAGAUUCCUUUUUUGAAACUAGAAACUGUGAUUAUGGACUUUUUAAGAUCAUUUCCAGUAAGAUGUCUCGCUUUGCUUCGAUUUCUGUGGAAUUUAAGACAUAUUCUUAAAAUCUUUAUUUCAAAAGCGCCAUGCCACUUAUAAAUCAACAGUUGGUUUUCUUAAUUGAUCACCAGUCAUGUUUUCUUAAUUGUUGACUUCUACUUUACAAUGUAGACUGAAUAUUGAGAAGUACGUAAUUAAGUCUUAAAAAUUUACUCAGCACAAUUUUGCACUGGAAGAUUCACUUAAGAAAGCAACCAGACUUGUUCAAAAUGAGUCGUCCAAUUUUCGCUACAGUAAUCAUUGAUAUUAAUUCUGCAACGUUCUUCAUCCUUAGAAUGCCUCUGUUGCAUCCACUAGAUAAACAAACUAUGUUAUUUUUGUUUGUCCUAAUGACUGAUUUUCUACUUCAAAAAUAUCAUAAACAAAUUGGGAAAAAAAUGCCAUGCUAAUUAGCAUGUGGGUAUAUUUAAAUACUUAGACUAAUUCCAAAUUGCUAUAGUUUUAUCAGUACCUCGGAUUCUUAUCACAAGUAAAGCAAUUAUACUUGCUGAUGAGCUACAACUUUGGCAAUUGCAGAAAAGGAAAAUUUGAGCUACGAAGUCACACUUUGAUGCAGGGGGAAAUUAUAGAGAGUUUUUCUUCCCGUGAAGGAAUCUUAUCACAAUUUUUAAUGAAAUUUUCCUUCCAGUUGCCUUCUUAUGUAUAGGUCAUGGUGAAAUAAGUUGCCGUAGAUGCAAGUGGCAUAUACGGUAGCUCUCGAGUGCUACGAAGGCUUGAAAAGCUCAUCACUGUUUCUCAGCAUUUCUUCGAGUCAGUUCUCAAGUUCAAAGUCGUGCAUAGUCAAAUCAUGACUGCUGAAUAUUGUUUGGAAUAGAGAUUCAUGUAUGUACUGUGGCCGUUAAAUUGUUUGGCUUAGAUGAAAACAUGCAUAGUUUGGGGGUGAGAUCUAUGGCUUUUCCCUUCACAUUCGAGGGAAGUCACCGCAUUUAAAAGACCUUUUAAAAACCAACGGAAAACAUAAGGAAAACCAAGAAAAUUUCAACUGAUAUUCUCUUGGGGAAAAAUCAAUUUAAUUCAAAUAAUUUACGAUGUGCCAAACCCAGAUAUCUUGAUUACCAAACUUGAUCUUAAGGUAUGAAUCUCUGAAGAAAAUUAGAGCACAAUUUAAAUAACCUCUCUAUUAUACAUAUUUUUUUUGUAAUUUCAUACUAGGUUGGCUCUCUCACAGGAUAUUAUCAUUUUAAACACGAAGGCAAAGGCUUAAGACACAAGCGUGAUGUGCACGAAAAAACCAAGCUACUGCUAUCUGAAGAUGAAGUAAGCACAACUUGCUUCCUUAUGUUGUUGUUAUAUUUCCAUACCCAAGAUGAAUUCGUUUGGUGUUUGCGUUCGAAGUAAGACUAAAGGUGCUCAGCGCCCUUUUGUAACUCCUGGUGAAAAAAUGGCGUAUGUUAUAGCGCAAGCUUCCAUAGGUCAGUUGACAAAUCAACUGACUGAAAAUCGUAACUUAUUUGGAAUCAAACCCUCACUGGAACUCAGAUCUUGUUUGUUCCACACCCGUGAUAAAUGGAUCUUGGAUCUCUUGUAUACAUCAGUAAUUAUAUGGCACGUGGCAAACGAUCUUUUUAAAAAAGUGAUCUUUGCAUCUUCCAGGUUGUAUGGGCAGAACACCAACAUAUUUUAGUAAGAUCUAGAAAGGAUGGAAUCCCAUCUGAUCCUAAGUUUAGAGACCAGUGGUAUCUUGUAAGUAUAUUCUUGUUGGCUGGAAGAAAUUUAUUCAUAAGCAAUUUUUCGUGGAGUUCAGUUCAGUUAACGAUUUAAUUGAGCCAGUUAAAACUUUGAUCUGUUAAAUAUAAAGUAAGAUAGAUUAAACGGUUGAUUGUAGGCUAAGAGGUCUCUAGAUACAGAACUAAGCUAGAAACUCUUAUGUCCAAAGAUUCUUUGUUACAACAACAAUUCAAAGACCUCCAUAAAAACGAAAAAUUUGUAUCGUACUUUGCACAUUUUUCUGUAUAUAGUUAAAUCAAGGACAAUCCACUGGCCCGGCUGGUGUCGAUCUUGAUGUGAUGCCUGUUUGGCGGCAAGGGAUCACGGGAAGAGGAGUGGUCAUUAGUAUUCUUGAUGAUGGAGUUGACCAUACUCAUCCAGAUCUUAGAGAUAACUUUGUAAGUCAAACAGUCAGUCUGAUAUUAGUGAUGUUGAACGAAAGAUGAAAGAUAAAUAACGGCUGGAAAAUAAGGAAGAGGGUAUUAAUUCCAAAAUUAUCCACAAAGUAGUGAGAAUGCGCCUAAAGGAUUUAUUUUGCGAAUACAAGUCCAGCUGUGUACGUGCAACAACUUUGCUCUUUUCAAAACAGGAUCAAACCCUUAUACUAAAAGGUUAUAAAGGUCUUUUUUUUAAGAAAAUCCAUUUUAAGUUAACCUUUAAACUCGAGUAAUCCGGUCUCUAAGGGAAAACGUGUGUUUCCUAAAUGUUUUGGGAAAGAAGAAAUAAAAACAAAUAGUCGAGGGACCUCCGAAAGAGAGAGAUAUUCACACUUACGAAUGGUUUCCAUAAGAAUAUAUUAGGCCUCUCUAAGAGAUUGAUCUUGUUUAUAAUUUCAUCCAUCUUUCUUGACUGCACUGAGUGAACACAUCACAACUAAUAUGUGAUUGUAUGACCCUACCUUGACACAGGACCAAAAGGCAAGUUAUGAUUUUAACGACAUGGAUGCUGAUCCAAAGCCAAGAGACAGCGACCCUGAUAACUGGUAUGUAACUCACGCGAUCCUCAUGGCUCGAUCACAAAAAUUGACAGAGAGCCUCUCCACCAAGAGGACCGCAACCGUAGAUUGUGUUGCAUUCGUUUUAUUAACUCCUUAUACCCUGACAUCUGUAUGCCCAUUCUCCAUAUUGUUCUCUAUACGUUUCCUAAUGUGCUGACAUGAAGACUCUGUUUAGCAAUCAAGAGCUUCUUUAGUUGGUGAUCAAUUCCUUUACCAUCGUAACCUUAAUGUUUGAUUCAGGGGUGAUUUUGUUCGGAGAAAUUAGAUCAUGAUCCCUCUUGGAGGUCAAAAGGUUAACAUUGACAAUUUCUUCAGGUUGUGGAAAUUUUUUUAUUCGAAGACAUAAACGAGCAUAUCGCCUGAGAAGUCCUUUUACUCCACCAGAAUUACUGGCUACACACUUCAUAGAUAGAAGAUAGAGGAAUUUAAAAAUCUCCUAUAGGUCGGGCGCUAGCUCUCUACGCUCUCAGACAAAAACAGCCCCGUGCUAUAGUAGUGAAAGGAGUCUAUUGUCGACGGGAGUGUCUGAUAAAAGUCAUGAGCUGAGAGUAUAAGACUGUAGAGCAUAUUCAAUAUUUUUAUAGAAUGGAGAGGGAGAGAGAUAUAUAAACUAACGUAUAAUUGCCAUUUGGAAGCUUGCCAGGUAAUAAUUUCGUAAUCAAUCGAUCAUUUUGGACAAAUAGGGAAGGUUACGUGUAACCCUUUCCCCUGGUUACGCUUAUACGUGAUAUUGAUUAAUUUUGAUUAAGUGUUUUUAGACCAUGAAAAAUGGCAUGUUUCUUUUCACGUUUGUUUUCUCUACAAUCUUAGUCACGGUACACGGUGUGCUGGAGAGGUGGCAGCGGUCGCUAACAACAGUGUAUGUGGAGUGGGUGUAGCUUACGAUGCUAAUAUCGGAGGUAAAUAUACAAAAUAUACUCCAUGAUUUUCUCGUAAUUUGAAGUUGUCAAUAGGUGCAUGUUACCUCUUGGGUGCUUGCCUACUAUAGCAAACUAAUAUUGAAAGUCCCGUAUGAUGGAGAAACAAUUAAAAAUAUUUUAAGUUGCUCAUCUUGGUUCCUUCUGCAUGAAGCGAAUAAGGGUAUUAACCCCUCCCUCACCCCUAAAUAAGAUGCUAGAUCAUCGCACGUUACACCUCAACAUUUCCGCGUCAGUUCGCUCGUACCCAGUAAUACUCUUGGAGAAUGCCACUGUGGUGGAAAUAUCCCUCCCAAAAAAACAGCAUAAUGACCCGGUGAGGUCUCAAACCCAGACCUCUCGAGUCCAUUGCGCUUUCGCUUGGCCACCGCGUCUACCACAAAAAAAGUGUUUGACAUGGUAUCAAUAAUUUUACAAGAACAAUUUUCACUGUAUUGUGCCCUAGGUGUGCGGAUGCUAGAUGGUCAGGCUACAGAUGUGUUGGAAGGAAGUUCAUUGAGUUUCCAGUCUGAAUACAUCGACAUCUACAGUAACUGUUGGGGGCCCAAAGAUGAUGGAAAAACAUUUGGCAAACCUGGAAAACUUGCACAAGAGGCGCUUAUGCAGGGAGCUCUUAAGGCAAAUUAUUUAUUCAUUUAAAUAUCGUUAUCAAUGAAAAAAUUCCAAGUAGGUUAUGUCAAAGAGGAGCUUGAUCCCCGCGUUAAGCUGCACCCUUGGAAAUACAACAUAAGAACUAUUUAACAUCUUACACUAAAUCUAUAUGGGAUAGAAGUAUCCUGGAUAGAAAAGGAGUUAAUAAUUUUCAAAUCAAAGUACUAUGUGUAAAAAGCUGAGGGGAAAAUGAAUUAUUCAUUAAGUGACGCCUAUAAAGCUUGUCCAAACCGAGAGACUCUAUUACAAUUAAUUAUAAAAGACGGAAAUUGUCCAAAUAUGUGUACUUACUAGUAAGUAUAUGCCAUAAUAUUGGUUUGUGACUCAGGCCUUAAGAAUUUUAAUUCAAACAUUAAUUUUGAUUUUAAUGCUUUAAAAAUCAUUUCGAUUUGUAACAAUAACUUGAUCUCAAAAUGAAAAGGAAGAUGGGAAAUGCUAAUAUCAAUCGACCAAAUGAAAAACAAAAUUUAACAAAAGUCAUUAGUCGCCCGCUCAAGAGAUUUUUGGUUCCUUAUCACUGAUCUACUGAAGGGAGAAAACAUUUUUUAAAAUAGAGUUUAUUCUCAGAUUUUGCUUAGAUUUCAUACCACAUUUUGUAAGCUAACACUUAAAAUUGUGCGGUAAAUAAAUCUGUGAUUGUAAUGAACCAUGCUAAAAGGGCAUUUUAAACCUCCGAAGUUCUUUAAUCUAUUGUAAUUCUCAGGGUCGUGGCGGUAAAGGUAACAUCUACGUUUGGGCGACCGGCAAUGGAGGUCUUACAGAUGACGACUGCAACUGUGAUGGCUACACUACCAGUAUAUACACCAUAUCGGUUGGGUGUAUCGGUGAUCAUGGUCUCUCCGCCUACUACACCGAGUUGUGCUCCUCCACGCUGGCUGUCACUUUUAAUGGAGGCUCUCACAGGGAGAAGGAGGAAAACAAAAUGGUAAGGCUAUCAGGUUGCUUGUUGGUCUUUGGACUGUGUCAUAGAUUAGAUCAGAAAACGGUUACACGUGUAGCUGUUAUUUUGAGCUAAAGACAAUUGGGAUAGAGGUCAUUUCUUGCUUUGUCAUCAAUAAUCCUUAGAAAGAUAUGUUGGGACUUGCUCUUCCCCAUACGGUAUGAAGUUUUGAAUGGCUAAAUACAAAGAACACGUGAGCGGUGAAAACGGUGAACUUUUUACGCGCGGAAGAGCUGGUUUAAUUGCUUGAAACAUCUGUUGGAAACAAGGCACUUGGUGGAAUUCCGUUUCGCCAAUUGAUAUUGUAAUGAGGUGACUGGGUCUUUAAGAGGUUUACAUACCGAUACAUUAGUGAGAGGAACAUUCCUUUCCUCUUGUAAAAUGUUCUAUUCUUUUUCAUUUUGUCUCAGGUAACGACAGAUUUGCAUCAUAAGUGCACAGAAGAGUUUAAAGGCACAUCAUCUGCCGCGCCUCUGGCUGCAGGAAUGUUUGCCCUCGUUUUACAAGCGAAGUAUGUUUGCAUGACUACGAGGACUGCUGAUGAAGAGUCAAGAUUACAAUUGUAUCGUGCAUUUGUGCCUUUUCGUUUGUUCCCCUUACGUCAAACAAAACAAACAAUCGAACAGACAAACAAUCAUAAAAAAUAAACAGACACAAAAGACCAUCAGCUCAAACAGCACGUUCAUCUAUGGUUCAAGCAGACUUUUAGGAAUUGCUUCGCCUUUGAUUUACGGGUUUCUCUCUCGCAGUCGGCAAUGACAAGCUGCUAGAAAAGACUCCAGAUCUGUUUCGCGCUUGACUAUAUGUUGAUCUCUUUUCAGCCCAAACCUUUCAUGGCGAGAUCUCCAGCAUCUUGUGGUUGAAACAGCUCAGGUAACGAGCCCUGUUGACGAAGGCUGGAUGAAAAAUGGUGCUGGUUACCAUUUUAAUCACAAGUUUGGCUUUGGGAGGUUAGACGCCGCUGCCAUGGUAAGAAGAGCGAAAACAUGGAAGAAUGCUCCUCCCCAAAGAACAUGUCAUGGACCUUCCAGUCAGACGCAACAGUAAGUAAGAUUUGAAAAAAUGUAUUCUAUGUUAAUUUUUUAAGAGUUUGGAUUGGGAUUUAAAUUGAAGAACUGUCGAAUGUUUGAUAUGAAGCAAAAUGAAAGACACGCUGAUGAAUUGUAGUCUUAUGAAUAUAUAAUUACGUCAAUGAUCUAUUCAAUAUGAAUGGUUUGAAGAAAAAACUGAUCCAUCGUAACCAACAAGGUCUGAAUUUAGAGUUUUGGUCUCAGAGGUUCCUCUUUGUUGCUAAGCUGUGUUCAGGUUUUUCCAACAUAAAGCGACCUAGAAGUGUUUGCACUACUGUAAUGAAACUAUACUCAACUUGGAGGGGACUUGUAAGCCCUACGCCAAUAUUUCAAGAUACAUUGACUGCUGCGAAGAUCCUUUAAUGGGCUGUGGGAUAUUUACAACGUUCUGCAUCAUUUAAGUUUGAAAUCGAAGAGAUCUGUCAAUCUGUCUGUAACAAAUCUUCUUAUAGAGAAAUUCCCGCCGGCGGAACUUUAUCUAUCACCAUCGACACAAUAGCUUGUGACGGUACCGACAAAGAAAUCAACAAGUUGGAACACGUGACUCUGACCGUCAGCUUUCAACACCGGCGGCGUGGUGACGUUAGCAUCGAUCUUUUUUCGCCGAGCGGGACUAGGAACGAAAUGCUGUCGACUCGGCGUUACGACGAUUCAAAGAACGGCCUCCAUGAUUGGACUUUCAUGACCGUGCACAACUGGGGAGAGAAUCCUAAAGGAGUAUGGGUGAUGAAUGUAACCGAUAACAUCGCUACCUUAAACAAGGGCGUAGACGUAAAUGGAUAUCUCCAACACGAUACCAGUAAACAGGAAGCGGACGUGGAGGACUUAGAGGAGGAGGUAGGUCAAAGAAGUUUCUGCAAAUUCGCCUUGCGUCUCACCCAAAAAAAACAUACCCUGAGUUCUAAUAGCAUAACGCGUCCAGAUGGGAUUGGAUACAAGAGGAUGAACUCUUACAUACAUUGAUCAUUUGUUAAUGAUAUCUUAUGUUGAUCACAAACGCAAAGGUUAUCGAUGACGAAAAGAAAACUCAAGAGCUGGAGGCAAACAAAGGUGGAGGGAAAGUUGUUCAAGACAAAGGUGCCACUUGGGAUGCACCUUACCCCGAGGGGGUCAAGAAACACAAAAUUCACACACCGGAUAAACCAGACAGUUCAAAGGGUACGGAGGGUACGGAAGGUAGGAAAGGGAAAGCAACUGUGCAUGCGGAAGUGAAAGAUGAAAAAAAUAACGGUUAGUAUAAGUAACAAAUGCAGAAAUUCGUGAAAUGGUAGAUGCUAUCUUUCUUAUUUGGUAAAAGACGACUCAGCAAUAUAUAAGACAACUGGUAAGAGUGGACGAAAACUAAUCUAGAAUAAAGAGCGUAUAUUGAAAAAUAAAUGAUAGUGCCAAGGCCCGUUCUAGAAAAGAAAAUUCCCAGCAAUGAGUAACACCGUAUUUUGGGACAUUCUAGGAUCAAUUUUUUCAUUUUCAUUAUUUUCUAUUUAGGGACCAUUAUUUAUUCAUUAGGAUCAUUAUUUAUCACCCGGGGCGGCGGGGGGGGGGUUUUUAGGGGAUCACAUAAUUUCCAAGGGGAACUGAGGAGUCGCCCCAGGAACUAUAGAAAGUUGACCACCAAUUAACUGCCAACAAGAGGGGGGGGGGGGUCAUAAGAACAUUUCAGUGCCUUAAAGGUGGACCAGGUAAAUUUUAUCGUGACACUCAGAGCCCUCCCCCGGACUGGUCUCUUAGAUUCACGUAUUUCUUUGAAUUGGACGUUCACUUUACACAUACAAAUGAAACUGGUGUCCUUAUGAACGCCUAAUUAAUUUUAUCAUUUGCUUUAAAGUGCCUGGCAAUAUGGAGGCAGACACAUGGGGAGAGUAUGAGCCCGGGAUGUUCGGUACCUUUCUUCCGGAGGAUUUCCAAAAGGGGGUGGGUAUGAGUGAAAACCCCGGUGCUUUUGUUGCUGCAUUCGAAACACCGGAAGAAACGUCACAAGAUAAUAACUACCAAAUAGACAGAGCCUCGAAAAAGACACUUAGUAACGAGGAUGUAGGUAACGACGAGAAUGAUCAAGUUUACGGAUACGAUCGUUAUAUUUACACGAAUGAGCCUGAGGAUCAAACGAAGGCGUCCCAGACAAAACGAACGGAUACUGAUUAUCAGGGACAGCGUGUUCAGGUUACAACGGAAGAGACUGGAUCUCAGCGAGUGCAAGUCAAUAAUGGUUUUCAAGAGGAGUUUGUUCCAGGAUUAAACCCAGAAUCUGGUAGAAUUAGUUCAGGGGUGUUUUUAGAAUGGAAGCUAACAUUUUACGGGACGGGUCCCAGUGAUAGCGUGUCAGGUGAUGGAGAAGAUGAUGACGAUGAUGAAAAUGAUUCUUCAGACAUGGAUAUAGACUUGUAGAUGUUUAUGCUUUGUCGCUCUUUUUUUAUUGGCGCGAUCCUUAGGGACAUUUAUUGAAUAAUGUACAGCGAGUUUAAAGUCACUAAAAUCUAGCGACCUUCUGUCGUCACGUUAUAAUAAGAAAGCUAAUUUUACGCGCGAGUGGCUCUGUUUGGAAACAUAUGUGUGUGGAAUUGGAUUUUUGCUAUUCCACGCCAGUUAUUGACAUAUGCUAUGGUCAUUUCCAAGUCAUUUAUGCCCCUUAUGUGCAAGUGCAAAGUUCGGGGCUCAGCGUGCAGGUUCUAAUGGAGGUUGAUGGCCCAUGCAUGAUUUUACACAAUGAUUCAGUUUCAUACAAACUUGCCGUCAUAAUGGUAUCAGCUUUUUAAUUUUGCAUCUUUUAAAAAUUUAGUUCAAAAUCUGUUAAAUUUCAUAGUCUAGUAGAAAAUCGAUAGCAGUAUGCAAAAGGUGCAAGAGGGUUGUAGCCAAGGGGGAGGCACUCUCGUGGUGAAAUUUUUCUGCCUCUAUUCAAGAACCGAUCAUUUUUAAACCAAUACAACAUCCUGGCAUACCCCCUAAAAGCCAGGAAUAUGCUUGUGCAGACCCCCCGUCCUUUGUCUACGCCCUUGAGGUGUAUGUUUACCGUCUUUUCUCGCCAACAGAAGGUUAUGCUUGGAGGAAAAGGACAAACUUGACGAGUCCUAGAGGAGGGUUAAGGCAAAAUUCGAGAACACUAGCUAUUUCUAUGGUUGUUAAUAUUUACAAAUUACUCAGAAAUUUUGAUCUUGAUGGUUCCAUAGUAGACCUUUCUUCAAAAUGGUUACGGUUAGACCAGAUCUAGAAGGCUUAAUCAUUUUUGAUUGUCAUAAACACGUCUAGUUUCCUUCGCAGCCGUAGUGUAGUCUCGUCAAGCAACGUGUUCUCUUCCUCAGCAACAAGAUCUAAACGACGGCUGCGAAAGAGACUAUAAACACGUGAUACACACCUACACAUCAUGUUCCCUUUCCCCACAUGCCGCUCGGGUAUCAUGCAACAGCGCGAUUUUUAAAUGAGUGUCGAAAACAAUCCGGAAAAUUGCAUUCAGAAGUCUCCCUUCUCUACGCCCUAUAAGAUUGGUAUAAAAACUUGCGGCAUUCUCUCAACCAAUACGAUGCAAAACUCAAACGAUCUCGACCUGCUGAGUCAUGUUUUCUUGCACCUCAGAAAGUUUCCUUGCCUGUCAUUGGCUUCAUGUUAUUUCCUCCUUUGCUCUUAUCAGCCGUUGCGGUUACUUUGGUGUUAGUUUUUCGACACUCAAUCGAAAAGCGCUCUAUAUAGGUCCCAAUUACAUCAUAUUACAACGACCUAUGUAUACUUUUUUUUUAAAAAUGCUCUUGCCUUAUUUUAAGGUCAAAGUAUAGAUUGCUGCUUCUGUGUCUUAUCUUCAAGAUGUUUUCCCUUGCUGCUCACGCGAAUAUGAUAUGUACUUCUUGCCUGAUGAUUUUUUAAAUGGACGCAGUUUUGAUCAAUAAAAGCCGUG
Molecule: messenger RNA, 23036 nt
Organism: Pocillopora meandrina
Lineage: Eukaryota; Metazoa; Cnidaria; Anthozoa; Scleractinia; Pocilloporidae
Source: the annotation of a GenBank genome assembly